This is a messenger RNA of Camelina sativa (false flax), 1900 nucleotides long. NCBI's taxonomy places the organism in Eukaryota, Viridiplantae, Streptophyta, Magnoliopsida, Brassicales, Brassicaceae. The record is from RefSeq and is a predicted model, not a curated record.
AAAAAAAAAAAAAAAAAGGUCAGAUUGCUACUUUCUGAACAAACAAAAAGAACUAAUAAGGCAAAAUCUGGGAUUAUUGAAUCCGCCAUCGGAAGAUCCCUUCCCUUCCUUUUCUUCUGACAUGCCCAACCAACAACAACAAAGAAAGAAGAAUCACUUUUAUCUUCUUCUCCUCACAAAACACUUGUGUUGUUGUCAGAUUGCUCUUCUUCGUCGACUUCUCUGUUCUCUCUCUCACGCAUAAAGCGUAACGGCUCAAGUCGGUGAUGUAGGUAACGUGAUUGAAUCUUCUUCCUCUUCUUCUUCUUCUUCUCCUUCUUAAGAAUUAAGACUUCAAAACUCAGAGGAGCCGCCUUAUUACACCUGUUUCAUUAGUAUCGUGAAUAUUCCACCUUUAUAAUUGCCCCCUGCCCUCCCCCAUCCCCUUAAGAUUUAAGGAAACCACAAGAAAGUUUCAAGUUUUUUCUAUAGCCAGCGAUAUAGGUAGGAGGUCGUCGUCUUUGAUCUUUUUAUUUAUUUGAAAACAANAAAAAAAAAAAAAAGCAAAAGUUUUUGAUGGGAGGAGGGAAUUCGAAAGAAGAGUCGCCAUCUCCAUCUUCAUCAUCAUGGGCUUCUCAUCAAAGUUACACUCAAUCUGGCCCUGGUAGCUACAACUACCCUCCUCCACCCACUUAUAAUUCUCCCGCUCCUUCUCCUGCUCCUGCUCCUCCUCCUGCUCCCAGUUUUGGCCAUCAUUUUCAGCAGCCUUAUACGUAUAGUCAAGAGGGGUAUCCAUCACAGCCUUAUACGUAUAGUCAAGAGGGGUAUCCAUCACAGCCUUAUAAUAAUAAUCCUCCUCCACAGAGUCCUGAUAGGAAGAAAUUUGAUCGGAGGUAUUCUUUAGUUUCUAUCCAGAGGGUAGAUUCUGUAAUGGAUUUGAGGAAGUAUUGGCUCGGUAUAGAGAAAUCGUGCCUCAGCUUAAGCUCGCAGGACCAACCUCUUUUGCCCCGAUCAUUGAAAUGGCAAUGACAGUGGUUGAGCAAAGUAGUGGCCAAUAUCAUGUGUUGGUGAUUAUAGCUGAUGGCCAGGUUACAAGAAGUGUCGAUACUGAACACGGGAAGCUAAGUCCGCAAGAACAGAAGACAGUUGACGCUAUUGUGAAAGCAAGUACGCUUCCUUUGUCGAUAGUCUUAGUCGGAGUCGGGGACGGACCAUGGGACAUGAUGCAGGAAUUUGAUGACAACAUACCUGCCCGAGCCUUUGAUAACUUUCAAUUUGUGAACUUCACAGAGAUCAUGUCAAAGAACAAAGAGCAGUCUCGGAAGGAGACAGAAUUCGCGCUCUCUGCUCUCAUGGAGAUUCCUCCACAGUACAAAGCAACCAUAGAGCUUAACCUUUUAGGGGGAAGAAAUGGGAGUAUCCCAGAGAGAAUCCCACUUCCGCCACCGGUGCAGAGUGGAUCAUCGAUCUAUAAUACCCGGAUACCGAGUUUUGAACCGAGUGUACCUACUUAUCCAAUUAGCAGUGGUGCAGACGAUAGCCAGCUAUGUCCGAUAUGUCUGAGCAACCCGAAAAACAUGGCGUUUGGUUGUGGGCAUCAGACUUGUUGUGAAUGCGGACCAGAUCUUAAAGUGUGUCCGAUUUGUCGUGCGCCGAUCCAGACCAGAAUUAAGCUCUACUAACAAGACACCAUUACCAUUGAUUGACACUCCAGACCCAUUUCUCCCAGAGAGUUUGAGAUCUUUCUGUAAAAAGAAUUGAAAAAAAAAGUGUUCUUUUGUUCUUUGAUUAAAUUCCUAAACUUUGUUUUGUUCUUAAAAUUUCUUUCGGCUUGUUUUAAAUUUUAUUGAUUCGAUUGUAAGAAUUAUGUAUCUCUAUCUCUAUGUGAGCAUUCUUGAAUUUUUCAAGAUUCGAGACUGAA